AUUCGAACGGUUUAGACGAAAAAUUCUCUCCUAGAGAUGUUGUUUGUUAUAAUGUCAAGGGUGCAGUUCAUUGGCAUCCUGCUAACUGUUUGCUCAACUGCUGCUCAACAGUUGCAGGUCAAGCAGCUGCACACGCUGCACAAGUGGAGCGACCUCAACUUGGGCAGCGGCGAUCAAAGCACCAAGAACAGACUCUUUCUGCCCGUGGAUAUUGAUAUCGAAUAUGGCGACGAGGGGCGACACCGAACUUUUCUCACCAUUCCACGUCUUAGUGCUGGCACAGCUUACACUUUGGCCACCGUUGCCAGUGGAGACAAUGAGGUGCUGGAAAAUCCACGACUGGAGGCCUACCCCAACAUGGAAUGGCAUUUGCCAGUGAACAACUGUUCCGGCAUAACGUCCGCCAUUCGAACUUAUAUUGAUGACUGCUGGCGUCUUUGGGUGGUGGACUCGGGUCAGGUGAACUCGCUGCAGCUUUGCGCUCCUCACAUACUCAUCUUCGAUCUAGUCAAGGAUGAACUAGUUCAAAAAUACGCCAUGCCUGCGCACUUGUACACGCCCAGUGUAUCGAUAUUCACGGCCAUGGUGGUCGAUUUAUCGGAAAGCGAUGCGCCCAACCAUUGCUUGGGUGGCAAGGCUUACAUAGCCGAUGCCUGGGGCUAUGGCUUGAUUGUCUUCGAUGCUCUAACGGGCAAAUCCUGGCGCAUAGAACACGAGUCAAUGCAGCCCUCGUUGGGCGUGCGACGCUUUGGCAGCGCCUAUGCGGGAAUCUUCACUGUCAGUCUGAGUCCGAGUCACGAAGCGGAGCGCUUUCUGUACUUUCACACCCUUAAUAGCUUCUAUGAGAUAGCCAUUCCCCUCGAGCUGGUGAACAACGCGAGCAUCUGGCAAACGUCGUCAAAUGUCGACACGGUCAGUAAACACUUUCGAAUUCUGGGCACACGUGGCAUACAAUGCGAAUCGGAGGUGAUGGACAAUGGCGGCAAUCUCUACUGCAGUCUAAUCAGCUUAGGCGCUUUGAUUAGCUGGAAUGAGCAGACGAACUACACGGCUAAUGACAUACGCGCUGUGGCCUACAAUCCGCAGCAGUUGAAAUUCGUCACUGGCCUCAAAAUCAAUCGCAACUCAAAGGGCGAGAAUGAACUCUGGGCUCUGAGCAGCGAUCCGAAACUUUUCGUUGGCGGUUCGUUGAAAGAUGAUGAGGUCAAGUUUCAAAUUGUUGGCUGUCGCACCGCGGAUCUCUUGGCGAACACACCUUGUACAGUUGGCGCCACAGAUGUCACACCCUCACCAACAUAAUUUAGUUUAAAUAAACGUUUAUUUAA
Messenger RNA from Drosophila albomicans, 1325 nucleotides. It is a transcript of the gene yellow-e3, whose product is annotated as protein yellow. Gene Ontology annotation, cellular component: extracellular region. Lineage: Eukaryota; Metazoa; Arthropoda; Insecta; Diptera; Drosophilidae. The record is from RefSeq and is a predicted model, not a curated record. The coding region runs from base 37 to 1299 and encodes 420 amino acids. The transcript is spliced from 3 exons.